Cladophialophora psammophila CBS 110553 is the source of this 963-nucleotide messenger RNA. RefSeq lists its product as uncharacterized. Gene Ontology annotation, molecular function: hydrolase activity, acting on carbon-nitrogen (but not peptide) bonds. The record is from RefSeq and is a predicted model, not a curated record. The transcript is spliced from 5 exons. Gene Ontology annotation, biological process: carbohydrate metabolic process. NCBI's taxonomy places the organism in Eukaryota, Fungi, Ascomycota, Eurotiomycetes, Chaetothyriales, Herpotrichiellaceae. Bases 1 to 963 code for a protein of 320 amino acids.
AUGUCUGAGAACACAUCGAAGCCCAAGAGACGAGUCCUGGUGUCUUACGGUGUCGAUAUAGACGCAAUAGCAGGAUGGUUGGGCUCAUACAAGGGCGAAGACUCGACCAGUGACAUCUCUCGAGUAGGCUAUUUCGCCGGUACAGAAGGUGUGAAAAGGCUGUUGAAGCUGUUUGAGAAAUACAACAUUAAGGCGUCUUGGUUCAUUCCUGGCCACAGCUUAGAAACGUUUCCGGAAGAAUGUGCUAUGAUCCGGGAUGCUGGGCACGAGAUAGGGUUGCAUGGAUACAGCCAUGAGAAUCCGGUUGAUAUGUCAUUCGAACAGCAACGCGAUGUCCUUGACUAUACAUACCGAAUGCUCACAGAUUUCUGUCAUGGAAAGACGCCUCGGGGAAUCGUCGCUCCCUGGUGGGAAGUCAGCAGAGAAGCGACAGAAUUACUGCUCCACUAUGGCAUUGAGUAUGAUCACAGCAUGAGUCACCAUGACUGUCAAGCAUACUACCUCCGGACCGGGGACAACUGGACAAAGAUCGAUUACACCAAAACAGCUGCAGAGUGGAUGAAACCCUUCACGAAGGGCGCGGAGACGGGGCUUGUGGAGAUCCCAGCAAACUGGUACCUGGAUGAUUUGCCGCCGAUGAUGUUCAUGAAGAAAGUGCCAAAUAGCCAUGGAUGGGUCAACCCGAGGGACGUUGAAGAUUUGUGGCGGGAUCAUUUCGACUAUUUUUACAGAGAGGAGAAAGAGGGGUUUUAUUUCCCCAUGACAAUCCAUCCCGAUGUAUCGGGAAGACCGCAUGUCUUGCUCAUGCAUGAGAGACUGAUCGAACACAUCAACAAGCACGAAGGCGUUGAAUGGGUGACGAUGGCGGAGAUGGUGGAUGAUUUCAAAAGCAAACACCAGCCUGCCGAAGGAGCCAUGAUGCCAGCACCGCGGGGAGAGAUUCUGUCGAAGAGCCAGAAAUAG